UUUAGAAUAUGUCCUCUCAAAAGAUCUUUAAGCUUAACACUGGUGCUGAUAUUCCAGCUAUUGGCUUGGGUACAUGGCUUUCUGGAAAAGACGAUAGUGGCUAUACUUCUGUUAAAGAGGCCAUCAAUGUUGGCUAUAGACAUAUUGAUACCGCAUUUAUGUACGGCAAUGAGGAACAAAUUGGCCGUGGAGUACGCGAUGGUUUGAAGGAGAAUGGUUUGGAACGUAAAGAUAUCUUUGUGACCACAAAGUUGCCUCCUACUUACCACCGCCCUGAGAAGGUGGUUGAGGCCUUUAACAGUUCUUUUGCCAGCUUAAACAUCGAGUACAUUGAUCUUUACUUAAUGCACUGGCCUGUCCCUCUCAAUCCCGCGUCGGGUGAGAAAAUUCCACUCCGCCCAGAUGGCUCCCGCGAUUUGGAUGAGACAAUGCUGGGAAAGUUUGAUGUUACUUGGGCUGCAAUGGAGAAGCUUCUGGAUACAGGAAAGGUUAAAGCUAUUGGUGUGUCGAAUUUCUCUAUCCCAAAUCUUGAGCAUCUCUUGAAGACUUCCAAGGUUGUCCCAGCUGUUAACCAAAUCGAACUCCACCCCUUCAACCCACAAAACAAACUCCUUGAAUACUGUUCAUCCAAGGGAAUUCACUGCUCUGCUUACUCUCCUCUUGGUACCAGUAAUGGUAACUUGUGUGAGAACAGCACAAUCACCGAUAUUGCUGCUGCUCACAAGAUAUUGCCUGCCCAAGUCUUGAUUUCAUGGGGAAUCACACGAGGCAGCGUUCUUCCCAAGAGUGUUACACCUUCUCGUAUCAAAGCAAACUUUGAAACUAUCGAACUUUCCAAGGAGGAAAUUGAGCGUAUCAAUACUCUUGGAUCCACUCAUCCUAAGAGAUUUGUUUCCCCCAACUGGGGAGUUCCCGUUUUUGAUGAAGAAUUUGAGCUCGCAUCCAAAAAUUAAUCUACUCUUUUUUUUUUACCUAUAAUAUACUAUAUAAAAGCAAAUUGCUGUUUAAUGCAUAACGAAU
Messenger RNA from Phycomyces blakesleeanus NRRL 1555(-), 1020 nucleotides. RefSeq lists its product as hypothetical. The transcript is spliced from 6 exons. NCBI's taxonomy places the organism in Eukaryota, Fungi, Mucoromycota, Mucoromycetes, Mucorales, Phycomycetaceae. Gene Ontology annotation, cellular component: cytosol. The coding region runs from base 9 to 953 and encodes 314 amino acids. The record is from RefSeq and is a predicted model, not a curated record. Gene Ontology annotation, molecular function: aldose reductase (NADPH) activity.